AUGAGCAUCCCAGCAGCUGCUCGCUCAAUCGGAAGAGCACAGCAUGAGAGCAACCUCAGGGAAGUAGAUCCUACGGUGCUCAUUCUCGGCGGUGGAGUGGCAGGCGUGAUCGCUGCGCGGACUCUGUACGAGCAGGGCAUCACCGACUUCAUUAUCGUGGAAGCUCGAGAUGAACUCGGCGGCCGUUUGCAGACCGAGACUAUUGGCAUGCCAGGCAACGAAUGGGUUGUCGAGAGAGGUGCUAACUGGGUGCAAGGCACGCAAACAGCCGACGGGCCCGUGAACCCAAUCUGGGAACUGGUGCAGAAGCACCAAGUCAAGACUGUGUAUAGCGACUGGUCCGGCAGCAUAACGACCUAUGACGAAAGCGGCGCAGUGAACUAUACCGAUAUCUUCAACGAUUCCGACGAUUACUUUACGACGCUGACGGUGGUCGCUGGAGAGCGCGUACAGAAGCAGCUGGUCGACCUUACUGCGCGCAGCGGAUACUCUCUCAUUGACGCGAAGCCUAUGACGCCCGCUGAGAAGGCCUGCGAGUAUUACCAGUUUGACUGGGAGUAUGCGCAGACACCUGUCGAGUCCUCUUUGAUCGCCAGUUCUUGGGCGAACAACUUCACUUACGACCCCGAUAUGGGCGGCUUCGGAGACGACAACAUGAUGUCCAUCGACCAGCGUGGGUUUAAGCACUUCAUCCAAACUGAGGCGGCCGAGUUCCUCCAGCCACCGCAAGUUAUGUACAACGCGACGGUCGCGGACAUUGCGUACUCCACCGAUGGCGUCAGUGUCACGCUCACGAAUGGCACCGAGCUCGUGGCGGACUAUGCUUUGUGCACUUUCAGUUUGGGAGUGUUGCAGAACGACGAUGUCACGUUCGAGCCGCAGCUACCGGAUUGGAAGCAGGAGGCGAUCCAGAGUAUGGUUAUGGCAACGUACACGAAGAUCUUCCUGCAAUUUGAGGAGGACUUUUGGUUUGACACCCAGCUGGGCUUGUAUGCGGAUACCACGCGCGGCAGGUAUCCUGUGUGGCAGAAUAUGAACCUUACCGCCUUCUUCCCGGGUUCGGGCGUCAUCUUCGUGACAGUCACUGGAGAAUACUCCGUGCGCAUCGAAGCACUCUCAGAUGACGAGGUCAAAGCCGAAGUCCUGCAAGUUCUGCAGACGAUGUACCCGAACGCUACCAUCCCCGAGCCGACCGCGUUCUAUUUCCCGCGAUGGCACACCAACCCGCUCUUCCGAGGGUCGUAUUCCAACUGGCCGCCUUCAUUCACCAGCGGGCACCACACAAACCUCAGAGCCACCGUGGACGAGCGGCUCUGGUUUGCCGGGGAGGCGACGAGCAUCAAGUAUUUCGGUUUCCUACACGGGGCUUACUACGAAGGCUUGAAUGUUGCGACGUCCAUGGCGCAAUGCAUCCAAGCCGGUGGAUGCACAGGGCUCGAGUUUAUUCCUGAGAUACGGAAUGCCUACCCAUACGAAGUGUAG
Laetiporus sulphureus 93-53 is the source of this 1482-nucleotide messenger RNA. RefSeq names its product amine oxidase. The record is from RefSeq and is a predicted model, not a curated record. The transcript is spliced from 8 exons. Gene Ontology annotation, molecular function: oxidoreductase activity. NCBI's taxonomy places the organism in Eukaryota, Fungi, Basidiomycota, Agaricomycetes, Polyporales, Laetiporaceae. Bases 1 to 1482 code for a protein of 493 amino acids.